CCUCAUCUUUUCUUCAAAACCCUUUUUUUUAUUUCUUUUAAUUCCUCGAAUUGAUCACUAUCUGUUUUCUUCUUUUUUUCCUUGUUAAACCUCUCUUUCCUCUCGCAAGAAACUGAUCAACUCAAUAGGCUUUUCCAUCUCCCGCCGGAAUAUUCGUUCUCUGAUCAUCGUCCGCUUACCUGACCUCUUCUCUCCGGCGAUCACUCUUUCGGUUCCUUUCUAUCUGAUAUUUCAACGAAUUCUCGAAUUUCUCAAGAUUGAUUUUUCUUUGACUGAAUCGUUUUGGAAGUUUUUUUAGAUCGGCAAAAAAAAGAUUUAUUGCCGGGGAAAGUAUCUUCUUUUUGACCAGCUGGCGUUACUCCGAUUAUAUGGGGGAUUAAUAUAAUAGUUAGGCUGUUAAAUGUAGCUUAGUUUCCUUUAUGGAAAAUCCCAUCAAUGUGGUCUAGUUUGGAAAGUUUGGAUGGAUAGAUGUGAAUCAGAGCGACGAUUGCAGAAGCUUGCUGCUGUUGAUGCGAGGUCACCCCUUGUUCCUGCUGAAAAAAACAAUGCAUCACUCACAACUCGACAACCUCAAAUUAGGGAAGUUAGUUCGAGGUAUAAAUCACCCAGUCCUGCAACACCUUUUGGUUCGAGGCGUUGCCCAUCUCCAAUUACCAGAACAACCUCUACUCCUUCCCAGUUGGUGCAAAAUAGAGCUGUUUCGGCUGAGCGGAAACGUCCCUCAACACCAUCUUCACCUCGAAGUCCAUCAACACCGGUUCAAGAUUCAUCAGUUUGUGAGAAGAUAUCAUCUAGAAGGCUAUCAACUGGCCGCACACCUGAAAGUUUAUGGCCAUCUACCAUGAGAAGCCUUAGUGUUUCAUUUCAGUCUGAUACAAUUUCAAUUCCUGUUAGCAAGAAGCAAAAAGAAAAACCGGCUAGUAAUGUUUCAUUGGAUCGUACUUUGAGACCUUCUUCAAAUGUGGCUCACAGACAACAGUCCGAAAAAUCUGUUGUAUCGCGUAAGCCUACUCCAGAGAGAAAGAAAAGUCCUCUUAAAGGGAAGAAUGCGCCUGAUCAAUCUGAAAAUGAUAAACCAGUUGAAGGUUUUCCUGGCCGAAUAAUAGAUCAACAUUGGUGGCCUAGUAGAAGUCAUGGGAAACUGUCUUCCAAUUCAUUGAAUAGAAGUGUAGAUCUGGGUGAUAUUAAAAUUGUUAAAAGUUUAUCUACACCAGUUCCUGGAAUCGGGUUAUCUUCACUGAAGAGAAUGUCAAUUUCCGAUAGUUUGAGUAUACCACCAAAGAAAUCUGCUAAUGCCGCUUCCAAUUUGUUAUCACUCGAUAGAAUCAGUCAGGUAGGGCCUGAGGCAAUUCCAAUUGAUGGUAAGUAUCUGCGGGUAUCUGGACCUGCAACGCUCCUUUCUGCAAGUUCAUUGGACAAAAUGACACUGACAACUUACGCACGCAAAUCUCUGUCUUUGUCUGCUCCUGGAUCACGACCUCAGACACCAAAUAACACUUCCGUUUCUAGGGGUGCCAGUCCUCGGGCAAGACCUUCCACUCCACCUCCAAGAGAAGUCAGUGCAACUCCAAGGGGAGUCAGUCCAUCUCGUUCAAGGACAUCCACCUUAUCUAGUCAAUCCCACAGCUCAACUUCAGUUCUUAGUUUUAUUGCAAACUUUAAGAAGGGAAGAAAAGGUGCAAGCUACAUAGAAGACGCUCAUCAACUUCGGCUUCUUUACAAUCGUAAUUUGCAUUGGCGAUUUGCUAAUGCCAGGGCAGAAGCUGUACUGUAUAUUCAGAAAAUUACUGUGGAGGAAACUUUGUACAAUGUCUGGAAUGCUACUUUGGGUCUGCGGGAUGCCAUGAUCAAGAAAAAGAUCAAUCUCCAACAAUUGAAGUUAGAGCUCAAGUUGAACUCUGUUUUGCAUGAUCAAAUGGGAUAUCUUAACAAUUUGACAUUACUUGAAAGAGAUCAUGUAAUUUCUUUAGCUGGAGCAGUAGAAGAUCUGGAGGCAAGCACUCUGCGUCUUCCUGUAACUGGAGGGGCAAGGGCAGAUAUUGAAUCAUUGAAAGAUGCUAUUUCUUCUGCUGUUGACGUGAUGCAGGCUAUGGGAUCAUCCAUUAUUUAUUUACUCUCAAAGGUGGAAGGAAUAAACAAUUUGGUUUCUGAGCUUGCUGCAAUCGCUACACUAGAGAAAAACAUGCUUGACCAAUGUGAAGCUCUAAUGGCUUCAACAGCGGCUAUGCAGUUAGAAGAGUAUAGUGUUGGGUCUCAACUCAUACAAACAAAACAAGCUUUGGAGAGGAAUAAGCAGCCGAUGAUGGCAACCAAAACAUUAUUUCUAUGGCCAUGAACCAGCUGGUAAGCUAAUAGUAAUCUGCCAAUAUAUCAUCCUUCAAAAUGAGGUAAAUUUAUUAACAAAUCUGCUCUACCAGCCCCAGUAAAUGUAAAGUUUCCCCUUUUUUUGCUUUUUGUUUUCCCUUUAACUUGAAUGGUAUUUUUUCUUCUUUCA
Messenger RNA from Hibiscus syriacus, 2494 nucleotides. Its product is annotated as AUGMIN subunit 8-like. Gene Ontology annotation, biological process: spindle assembly; centrosome cycle. Gene Ontology annotation, cellular component: centrosome; nuclear microtubule; cytoplasm. Bases 461 to 2335 code for a protein of 624 amino acids. NCBI's taxonomy places the organism in Eukaryota, Viridiplantae, Streptophyta, Magnoliopsida, Malvales, Malvaceae. The transcript is spliced from 7 exons. The record is from RefSeq and is a predicted model, not a curated record. Gene Ontology annotation, molecular function: microtubule binding.